AGGCAGCGCGCAGCAAUGGCGGAAAGGAACCGAGGCGGCUCUAGUGCAGUGGACCAAAUGCUCGAUGCAGAAAACAAGCGGAUGGCAGAGAACCUGUCCAGCAAAGUGUCCCGACUCAAAGCGAUUGCUCUGGACAUUGACCAGGAGACAGCUGACCAGAACAGAUACUUGGAUGGCAUGGACUCUGAUUUCUUGAGUGCCACUGGCCUUCUGACGGGGAGUGUAAAGCGGUUUUCCACGAUGGUGAGAUCAGGACGGGACAAUAAGAAGUUGCUGUGCUACAUGUCUGUCGGUCUGGUCCUCCUCUUCUUCAUCCUGUACUUCCUGGUCACCAGGAUGCAGACCUGAGCUGGUUAUGAAGCACAAUGUUAUAACGAACAGAUUUCCUAUGGACACAGUUGAGAAGAGUGACUGCUCCUUCCUUUAUCAGGGAUUUUACGUGGACAUCAUUCUCAUGAUCAGCCUGGGAAUCGGGAAGGUGCACUUUAUGUCUGGUGAGGGAUGUGAUCUUUUACCCAACAAUGAUUGUACUAUGCCCCCCACACACACUGUUGUAUCGUGCAACCAGUGGACCAGUUGCAGUCUUCAGUGAGGAUUGUGUUUUUACAAAAGCUGCUGUGCUUUUGAGCUCCAAUCAAAUCCCAGAACUAUAUAACAGGAGAACUGAAAACUUCCAUACAGGGCAAGAACAGCACUUUUAUAAUGAUGUAGUUAGUGAUCAUUUAAUUUAAUAAUAAUCAUUCAAUUAGUUAUUUCAUUCUAAUAUUUCAUAUAUAUGUACAGAUAAUUUUUCUACAGAAAUUCUCUGAUUUAACAAUUCUCUUCACUUAAUGGAAUCUUUUCUGAAACUUACUGCCGCUGAGCUGCAUUCAGCUGGACUUCGUUGGUGUGUGCUCUCUCUAUAUUUUCACUCUGAAUAAAUAUUAAUUGCCUAAACAACUGUCUAUGUGAAU
Messenger RNA from Mobula hypostoma (lesser devil ray), 953 nucleotides. RefSeq names its product Bet1 golgi vesicular membrane trafficking protein-like (gene bet1l). Gene Ontology annotation, cellular component: SNARE complex. Lineage: Eukaryota; Metazoa; Chordata; Chondrichthyes; Myliobatiformes; Myliobatidae. The record is from RefSeq and is a predicted model, not a curated record. The coding region runs from base 16 to 348 and encodes 110 amino acids. The transcript is spliced from 4 exons. Gene Ontology annotation, biological process: retrograde transport, endosome to Golgi; regulation of retrograde vesicle-mediated transport, Golgi to ER. Gene Ontology annotation, molecular function: SNAP receptor activity.